AUGAUAUACAGCAAAUCGCGAAGUGCUGUUUUCGACGAAAAUAUCACCAUAUUUGUGCUAUGCUUCGGUGCAGUAGCUGCCAAGGUGAUUCGCAGUUUCAUUUUGUGUACUGACGUGGACUUCGUGGAACAAAUUUCUCAAUCUGCUAAGGCAACAAACCGGUUGAUAGUGGGACAUAUGAGUCGAAGUGAACUCGUUUUAUGGGACUGGAUUUAUAUGGGACCAAUAGCGCUUAUGCUCAAUCAGAACUUUUUCUUCGUAGGUUCACGACUGUUGGUUCGACUGGUCAAUCUUCAUUGUACUCAUAUUUUUUGGGCGACCAUGUCGAACUUGGAGAAGAUUCAGAAGCGCUGCGCUUUUGUUUUGCCGAAGAAAGGUCGGAACUGUCGCAUGCUAACUCGAGAGGGACAGAAAUAUUGCGGAGAACAUGCUAAUUUUCAAGAAGAUAAUGAGGACCGUAUACCAUGUCCCAACGAUCCCAAGCACACAGUUGGAUCGUCGUGUACUUCAGCAGCAUCUUCUGAGUCACGAUUUUUUUUUGAAUUUUCAUCUUGUCCAAUGCGGAAGUGUAAUCGUUCAAGGUGUAACUCCCGCAUAGUAGAGGAGCAAUGGAUUGUGAAAGACGUGAAUGCGAUGGUAGGAGAAACGAAGUUCACUGCGAAAAUUGACAGAAGGCCAAGCGAAGAGGAGAUCGCUCGUACCAUAGAGAAGCUCCAACGUUGUUAUAGCUCCAUCUGCCACGAACUGGCAGUAGACCAGGCUCAUUGUGUAGAAGUUGAUGAACAUCUUGAACAAGCUUGCAACCUUUCUGAGAGUAAGCGCAAGCAUCUUAUCCAGCAGAGUUCCAUAAUAGGUCAUCUGGAGCGCGUUGGUCUUCUAAGAAAUGAUUCCUCUGCUUGUAUUUUGGAACUUGGUGCAGGUAAAGCGCAUCUUGCUUACUGGAUGAUGAAGAGAGCUCCUCUGUCGAAGUUUCUUCUUGUUGACAGGAGCGGUGCUAGGAACAAAUACGACAACAGAGCUCUCCAAGAAAACCCUUCGUUGAAUAUAAAGCGGUUGCGGUGCUCCAUUGAGCAUCUUAAUCUGGCGGAAGUGGAGAUGCUGAAGGAUGUGUCAAAUCUGUGCGCCGUCUGUAAGCACUUCUGUGGCACUGCGACUGACGCCGGCAUUCGAUGUCUGUCGAAUGGUAUGCGCAGUGGGCUCAGUCUUGACGGCUUCGUUUUGGUACCUUGUUGCCAUCACAAAUCUCGAUACGUUGAGUACUCCGGGCGAGAGUUCUUAGCUCUAUGGAAUAUGGACAGCGAAGGUGAUUUCGCUGCCUUACGUCAUAUUGCUACAUGGGCUGUUUGUGGAUUUGGCAAGGUGAAUGCUGUCCGAGAAUCUGGAGCAGAUGUUUCCACCAUCGAUCAGCACACCCACGAAUCCGUUGGCGAGGAUGGUGCAAUGGAUCACAAUGAACGCCAGCCUUUUAUCAAAUCGAGCUCCUUAGAGAACGGUACGGGCGAUGCGGUGAUGACCCCUUGGUAUGUUCCUAUGGUAUUGCCUUUCUCGAUAAUGUUAGACGACACGAAUUUUAUGAAACAACUUGAGCGUUUUGAAAGGCCUCAAGUAGAAAUCUAA
Molecule: messenger RNA, 1617 nt
Organism: Cooperia oncophora
Lineage: Eukaryota; Metazoa; Nematoda; Chromadorea; Rhabditida; Trichostrongylidae
Source: the annotation of a GenBank genome assembly